Molecule: messenger RNA, 381 nt
Organism: Cylindrotheca closterium
Lineage: Eukaryota; Bacillariophyta; Bacillariophyceae; Bacillariales; Bacillariaceae
Source: the annotation of a GenBank genome assembly
AUGAUCCGAAUUUUGAAUUUCCUAUUGUUGUCAAUACUUGUAGUGUCCGCUAGUGCACAAUCCUACGAUUAUCAAGACGGAGGAGGCUAUGAUGAACAGUAUUCACAGGAUAGCUUGUAUCACGACUACGCCAUGAAGCAACAAGAGAAGGAUGUCGGUGCAGCACAAGGGGGCUGGGCUAAAGUCGCAGCCGGAACUGCGGCUGGUUGGUUGUUGGGCGGCAAAAUCCACUCUUCUCGCAAGGCCAAGAACUUGAAUUCCAAGCACAAGGAAGAACAAAAGGCUCUUUACACUCAAUACUACAAUGAUGUUUACACUCUUCAACAACAGAAUCAAGAACUGGCUCAAGCUUUGGAGCAAAUGGGUGUGAGAGUAAAAUAG